This is a messenger RNA of Sphaerodactylus townsendi, 4349 nucleotides long. RefSeq names its product myosin binding protein C1 (gene MYBPC1). The transcript is spliced from 32 exons. Gene Ontology annotation, molecular function: protein binding. The record is from RefSeq and is a predicted model, not a curated record. NCBI's taxonomy places the organism in Eukaryota, Metazoa, Chordata, Lepidosauria, Squamata, Sphaerodactylidae.
GCAUUGAGAGGAGAGGAGGUGCUCUCUUGAUUGAUUUGUCAGCCUUGUAUAUAAAGCAGAAAAAUUCUUCUCUCCCCUGCUUAUCAUACUGGUCUGCAUGCUCUCUACUGGACUUGUGGCUACGUGUUGUUUCAUCUGAACACCAAUUGGGGAUAAAGAACAAUUGAAACAAUGCCAGAACCGACCAAAAAAGCUGAUGAAACAGAAACAGAGAAUGCGCCUGCACCAGAAAAUAACCUUCCAGAAGAUGACAGUGUACAGUCAAAAGAUGGGAACAUCAGUGAAAUGACAUCCUCUUCAGAAGAUGAAGACGACACCUCUCCAGCAGAUGAGCCUCCACCUGGAGAGAGAAAGGACUCAGUAUGGUCUAUGGGAGAUGGGAUGCCAGAAGAAGGAGACAAGCCUGACAUUUCUCAAAAAACUGUUUUAUUCAUUGAAAAGCCCAAGAGUGGGUCCAUUAGUGUUGGGCAAAAUAUUACAUUCACAGCCAAAGUAGAAGCACAAGAUCUUCUCCGGAAGCCAAAUGCUAAGUGGUUCAAAGGGAAAUGGAUGGACCUGGCAAGCAAAGCAGGGAAGCACCUUCAGCUAAAGGAGACAUUCGACCGCCUAACCAAGAUUUAUACAUUUGAGAUGCACAUAAUUAAAGCUAAGGAAAACUAUGGAGGAAAUUAUAGGUGUGAAGUAACUUAUAAGGAUAAGGUUGAUACCUGCUCAUUUGAUCUGGAAGUCCAUGAAACGUCAUCUGCCCCAUCAAUCGAUAUCCGAUCUGCAUUCAAAAGAAGAUUGGAUUCUCCGGAUGCCAAACAAGGUGCCAGGGGAAUCCAUAGCGGUGAAGGACAAGAGGAUGCAGGAGAACUUGACUUUAGUGGUCUCCUGAAACGUAGGGAGGUUAAACAAGAGCCAGAAGAACCUGAUAUAGAUGUGUGGGAGCUUCUAAAGAAUUCCAAUCCCAAUGACUAUGAAAAAAUUGCAUUUCAAUAUGGGAUCACUGAUCUGAGGGGCAUGCUAAACGUCUGAAACGCAUCAAGAGAAGAAAAAGAAAGUGCAGGGUUUCAGGGACUGUUUGUCUGUUCGCCUUCUGAAGCUGAGCUUUUGCAGGUUCCUCCUCCCUCUCCAGCAAUAAAUAAGUGCCAAACAAACUGUUCAGCAAUGGAUAUUCCAGUAAGAGCCAGUGUGGUACAAUAUAUUUUUGAGCACAAAGGUAAUGAAAGGAUCUUAUUUAUUAACAACUGCAUGCUGACCGAUGACGCUCGUUAUCAUGUGACUGCUGGUGAUGAAAAAUGCUCUACUGAGCUGUUUGUAAGAGAGCCUCCAGUGAUGGUGACAAAACCUCUGGAAGAUACGAGUGGCUAUAUUGGAGAUAAAGUAGAAUUGUCUGUUGAAGUUUCUGAAGAUGAUGCAAAUGUGAAAUGGUUUAAAAAUGGUGUGGAACUCCCCCUUGAUAGCAAAUCUCGAUAUAAAGUGAAGGUUGAAGGUAAAAAACACACCCUGAUCAUCAGUGAAGCUACCAAAGGGGACAAUGCCACUUAUUCAGUGAUGACAACUGGAGGGCAAUCAGCUGCUCGGUUGAAAGUUGGCUUGAGACCGCUGAAGAUAAUGCAGCCACUGGAGGACCAGACGGUAAGACUUGGCAAAGAACUCUCUCUGAAAUGUGAGAUCUCUGAGAACUUAGAAGGAAAGUGGUAUAAAAAUGGACAGCUUCUCCAACCAAGUGACCGUGUCAAGAUGUAUCACAAAGGAAGAAUCCAUCGGCUAAUUGUUGAUAGUUCGCUUGUUGAAGACGAUGGUGAAUAUAUGUUUGUUCCAGAAGCUUAUAAUAUCAGCAUCCCCUGCAAAGUGCAUAUUAUAGAUCCUCCCAAAAUCCACCUUGAUGGGAUUGGUGAUAAUAACACCGUGACAGUGGUAGCAGGAACCAAGUUACGACUUGAGAUUCCCAUCUCUGGAGAGCCUGCUCCAAAGGUCAUGUGGAGUAGAGGCGACAAGUGGCUCAUGGAUUCUGGAAGCCGAAUACGAGCAGAGAAUUAUCCAGAUAGCAGUUGUUUAGUGAUUGAUUCUGCAGAGAGGGACGACUCAGGCACCUACAGAAUAAUGUUAAAGAACGAGGCUGGAGAAGACACAGCCCACAUCAAUAUCAAAGUGGUUGAUAUUCCUGAUCCUCCAGCCGCUCCAAAUGUGAUCGAUGUAGGAGAAGACUGGUGCAUUAUGACUUGGGAGCCCCCAGUGUAUGAUGGUGGAUCUCCUAUUUUAGGUUAUUACAUUGAACGGAAGAAGAAACAAAGCUCCAGGUGGAUGAGGCUGAACUUUGACCUUAUUAAAGAAACAACGUUUGAGCCAAAAAAGAUGAUUGAAGGAGUUGCCUACGAGGUUCGAGUAUUUGCAGUCAAUGCCAUAGGCACUUCUAAACCAAGUAUGCCAUCAAAGCCUUUUGUGCCUCUGGCUGUCACCAGUCCGCCUACCUGCCUGGCAGUUGAUUCUGUAACUGAUACUACAGUUACCAUGAAGUGGCGGCCACCAGACCAAAUCGGAGCUGCAGGUUUAGAUGGCUAUAUUAUAGAAUAUUGCUUUGAAGGAAGUGAAGAAUGGAUCGUGGCCAAUCCAGAUCUAACUGACAAAACAAAAUUCACCAUCACUGGUCUACCAACGGGAGCCAAAAUCUUUGUCCGAGUAAAAGCAAUGAAUGCAGCAGGUUCCAGCGAUCCGAGGGUGCAUCCACAACCCAUUUUAGUCAAGGAAGUUAUCGAGCCUCCAAAGAUUCGCCUGCCAAGACAUUUAAAGCAAACCUACAUUCGGCGAGUUGGAGAAGCUGUGAAUCUUGUAAUUCCCUUCCAGGGAAGACCAAGACCUAAGAUAUCAUGGAAGAAGAAUGGUGCUCAUGUAGACAAGAACCAAAUUAACAUCCGUAACAGUGAAAAUGACACUAUCAUCUUCAUCCGAAAGGCAGAGAGGAUUCACUCAGGGAAAUAUGACAUGAAAGUCAAAGUAGAAAACUUGGUGGACAAAGCCACAAUAGAUAUCCAGAUUGUUGAUCGUCCAGGACCACCCCAAGUUGUAUCAAUUGUAGAUGUCUGGGGAGAAAAUGCUGCGUUGGAAUGGAAGCCACCAAAGGAUGACGGCAAUGCAAACAUUACUGGUUAUACAAUUCAAAAAGCUGACAAGAAGAGUAUGGAGUGGUUCACUGUAAUCGAACACUACCACCGAACUAGUGCUACCAUUACAGAACUCGUCAUCGGCAACGAGUAUUACUUCCGGAUCUUCUCUGAAAACAUGUGCGGUCUCAGCCAGGACGCAACAAUGACAACGGAGAGUGCUGUGAUUGCAAAGGAUGGUAAAGUCUACAAAAAUCCAGUUUAUGAAGACUUCAAUUUCACUGAGCCACCAAUGUUUACUCAACCUUUAAUUAACACAUAUGCUGUAUCUGGUUACAAUGCAACGUUGAACUGCAGUGUCCGAGGAAACCCCAAGCCCAAGAUAACGUGGAUGAAGAAUAGAAUAAUUAUCAUGAAUGACCCACGGUACCGAAUGUUUAGUAACCAGGGGGUGUGCACCUUGGAGAUCCGCAAACCCAGCCCCUAUGAUGGAGGCACAUACACUUGCAAGGCUGUGAACUCACUUGGUGAGGCAGAAGUCGAAUGCAAAUUGGAAGUGAAAGGUGGGGUCUCAUUCUUCCGACUACUAAUGCAAGGAGUGCCCCCACAUAUCAUUGACAACUACCUGCAAGAAAUACAAGCAAACAACCAAGACAAGUAGAGUCUGGUCACCAUGUAUCUGCACCACUGGACUGGAUUACUGGCAGUCAGCGCCACAGCAGUUUAGCUCUUACGACAGCACUCCUUCAGCAUGGUCCCUUCCUGCUGCUGUUGCUGCUGCUGCUGGAAAGAAAAAAUCACGCAUGGGUUGCUUUUUUGGGGUUGAAAUAAGUUGAAGCUUACUCACCUGUUGUAAUGUUCCACAUCAUUGUGCGUGCAUUUCUGUGUUGUUUUUUAAAAAUUUUAAUGCCAAAAGAAGAAAAACUAAGCAAUACGCAUGGGAGCUUUUAGUUUAUACAUUGUAUAGCUACAUAGAUUUGAUUUGUCAGAACGAGGAGCAGGUACUGCUCAACCCAGUGGCAAUGCAGGGGAGCCUUGAAACACAUACCUCUUUUGAUAAAUAAUGCAUCUAACACUUGUCUUAGGCACCUACAAAGGCACAGGUUAACACAGUUUGCAGCAUUUAACAGAUAUUUAAGCUGAAUGCAUCUUCAGUUUAAAAAGUUCAUGCAUCCUGUUGCUUAUUGCGGAAUCCCAUUUCUCUUGGCUACUAUUAAGAAGUUUUAAUGUAAUGUACAAUAAAGCUGAAGUGAUCAAGACCUA